AUGCUUUUCAUCCGUGUCGUGGCACUGUCGCUGCUCGGUCUGACGUCCGCGGCGCACGCAUGCUGGCGGAACAGCACCUGCGACGGCCCCACGCAGCCCGCGUUCCCCGGGCCCUGGGAUAAGUACAACUUCGCCCCAAGGUCGCGGCACGUCGCGCCUCGCGCGCUGCUCUCGCUGCCGGGCGGCAUCCACGUCAGCGAGUAUAGCCCGAACGCCACCCGCGUGUCUGCAGACAGCGAGGGCGUCGUGCUCGACUUCGGGCUCGAGGUCGGCGGCAUCGUGGCGUUCGACUACGCACUGCGCGGCACCGUCGCAAACGCCUCGCUCGGCCUCGCGUUCUCAGAGGCCAAAGACUAUAUCGGCCGCAAGUCGGACAAUUCCAACGGCGGCACGGGCGCGGACGGCGCGCUGCGCGUGGAUAUCGGAAACGCCUCGCACGGCCGCUAUGUCAUGCCCGACGCCCGCCUGCGCGGCGGCUUCCGGUACCUCACCGUGUUCCUGCUCGCGCCCGCGGGCGCAGCGAUCGAAAUCAAGAACGUCAGCGUCGAGCUCAGCUUCCAGCCCACGUGGCCCAAUCUGCGCGCGUACCAGGGGUACUUCGCCUCGAGCGAGGAGAUACUCGACCGCGUGUGGUACAGCGGCGCGUACACGCUGCAGACCAACUCGGUGCCGGGCAACACCGGACGCGCGAACGUGCAGACGGACCGCGUGGGGUGGGACAAUGGCGCGUACAUUGGGCCCGGCGAGACGGUGCUGCUGGACGGCGCGAAGCGGGAUCGCUGGGUGUGGAUUGGCGAUAUGGGGGUUGCGGUGGCUUCGGCGUUUGUGUCGACGGGCGAGCUGGAGAGUACGCGGAAUGCGCUGCGGGCGAUAUUCGACUAUCAGUCGGCAGAUGGCACGUUGCCCAAGGCUGGGCCGCCGUAUCUCGCGAAAGAUAGUGAUGCCUACCAUCUCUGGGCGCUUAUCGGGCUUUACAACUACUACCUCUACACGGGAGAUGAGCCGUUUCUGCAGGAAUACUGGCCGAAGUAUGUUCUGGGCGUGGACAGAAUCUUGAGCAAGAUCAACGACAAAGGCAUUGUUAAUGUUACCGGCACUGCAGACUGGGGGCGGUGGCUGUACUCCACCGAGCGCAGCUCCGUGAGCAUGCUCCUAUAUCGCGCACUAACAACAGGCGCCUCCAUCGCCGCCUGGUCGCCGACGCUCCCCAACGCCACGCCCCUGCGCUCCAAAUGGCUCUCCGCAGCCUCGCACCUCCGCGCCUCCAUCCUCACCACCUUCUGGGACGACACCCGUGGUGCUUUCAAGGAAAGCCCAGACUCGACCUCCCUCUUCCCCCAAGACGCCAACGCCAUGGCCCUCGCCUUCGCCGUCCUCGCCCCGGCCGAUCCGCGCACCGCCCUUGUCUCCACCCACCUAACCCGCGCGUGGACCCCGCUUGGCCCCGUAAACCCCGAACUCAGCGCCAACGUGUCCACCAUCUCGCCCUUCAUCACCAGCAUCGAGCUGGAAGCACACUUCCGCGCCGGCUUCCCGCAGCGCUCGCUCGAUCUGAUUCGUACGGCGUGGGCCUGGUACCUCAACAACCCGAACGGCACGCAGUCCACCGUCGCGGAGGGCUGGCUGGCGGACGGCACCUGGGGGUACCGCGGGGAUAGGGGGUAUAGGAGUGAUCCUAGCUACGUGAGUCACGCGCACGGGUGGAGCAGCGGGCCCACGAGCGCGCUGACGGAGUACUUGGUCGGGCUGAGGGUCACGGAGCCGGCGGGGCGCAGGUGGGAGCUCCGGCCGGCGGCGUGGGCGGGGGUGGAGCGCGCGCAGGCGGGGUUCUCGACGGCGCUGGGGAAGUUCGAGGCAAAGUACGAGCGUGCGGCGAAUGGGAGCGUGGUUGUGAUCUGGGAUGUGCCGGAGGGCACGGUGGGGUGUGUGCGGGUCCCGGGCCACGCGGGCAGGGUCGUGGAGGGCGGGAAGGGGGCGGUGGUUGUCGAGCUUGUGUAA
This is a messenger RNA of Boeremia exigua, 1998 nucleotides long. Its product is annotated as alpha-rhamnosidase. The transcript is spliced from 4 exons. The record is from RefSeq and is a predicted model, not a curated record. Lineage: Eukaryota; Fungi; Ascomycota; Dothideomycetes; Pleosporales; Didymellaceae. Gene Ontology annotation, biological process: carbohydrate metabolic process. The coding region runs from base 1 to 1998 and encodes 665 amino acids.